AAUCAGACCCUGUGACAGUAUUCGAUCCUCCUACGGAACUGCAACUCUGCAACACCAGAUAUUUCACAAUACCACUACUAUUACAACUUGUAUAAAGCUAAGAUAAAAAAGCAUAAUCACCUUUUUUUUCUUCAGUCUCUCUCAAAUUCUUCUUUAAAUAUUCUUGGUUUUUUGAUAGUUUCUUACAAUUAAACCUGAAAUUAGGAGAGAAAAUUUGAGGUUUUAACAAUGGCUACUAUGUCUGAAAAACCGAUUAUGUUGGUGGGAAUUGAUGAUAGUGAGCAGAGUUUUUAUGCAAUGGAAUGGGCAAUUGAUCAUUUCUUUACCCCUUUUGCUCCUAAUUACCCUUUUAAGCUUCAUCUUAUUCAUUCUAAACCUACUCCUGUUACUGCUAUUGGAUUUGCUGGUCCUGGAGGCUCUGAAAUUCUUCCAUAUGUGGACACUGAUCUGAAGAAAAUAGCUGCCAGGGUCAUAGAGAAGGCUAAAGAGCUGUGCCACUCUAAAUCGGUGGAUGAUGUUACCGUAGAAGUUGUGGAGGGUGAUGCUAGGAAUGUGCUCUGUGAAGCUGUUGAGAAGCACCAUGCUUCCAUAUUGGUUGUCGGUAGUCAUGGCUAUGGAGCAAUUAAAAGGGCUGUUCUUGGUAGCGUAAGUGACUACUGUGCUCAUCACGCUCAUUGCUCUGUAAUGAUCGUCAAGAAGCCUAAGGUUAAGCACUAAAAUCCCUUCCAAUGGAUGGUGACAUGAAAAGCAUGAAAUGCCAUGAGAACUGCCCUUCUUUCAUAAUAUUUAUUUGUGUGUAAUAAUUAUUCAAAACUUAUUUCCUUUGGAGUGUGAUAAAGAUCUAGAGAAUGAUACACAUGUAUCCUUGUAUAUUGAAUGAUUAGGUGAUAAGCCUAUGCCUGGCAUGGGUAAUUGGGAAUCAUUUAAUAUAGUAAUUACUUGUAAUUCACUCAAAAAAUUUCUUUUGCCAAGAAAAAUAAAUUAGGUACGGAGUAAAAACCUAACUAAAGGUUACCUAAUUCUUGUAUUUAUUCUUAUUGUCCUAUUAAAAAUUAAAUAAAAGGGUAUCAUCAGUUAUACCCUACCCUUUUUUUUUGGGAA
This is a messenger RNA of Chenopodium quinoa (quinoa), 1101 nucleotides long. RefSeq names its product universal stress protein PHOS34-like. Lineage: Eukaryota; Viridiplantae; Streptophyta; Magnoliopsida; Caryophyllales; Amaranthaceae. The record is from RefSeq and is a predicted model, not a curated record. The transcript is spliced from 4 exons. Bases 229 to 717 code for a protein of 162 amino acids.